GACUGUAAGCUUUAUCUAAUUCUCUUUGUGGAAGGCAAUAUUAAUUGGUUGCCGCAUUGCGAUUUUUCAUUUAACCGCGAACGGUUUAAGAACAUCACGAUGAAGGCAGCAACGAUUUUUCUAUUAUAUUUGGCCUGUAUUUAUGGAGCAAGUAUUCCGCCAAAGCCCUGCCCCUUAGAAAAAAAUUGCGGUAAAGUGGAUGAGUCAAGUGCUGUUUGCGGAUUAGAUGAGGAGGUGGGUUGUAUUCGAAAAUAUCCCUCCAAGUGCCAUAUGGAUAUAGCAGCCUGUCAUGAAGGAAAAAAUUUCACCGACUAUAGCGAGGUAUAUUGCUCAAUGGAACCCUAUUUCUGCGAAAAGUCAUACGAACGCUGGACCAUUCUCUUUGGUCAUGAGGAUGAAUGAAAGAACUUAUAAUAUAUGGGCGACAAGUGCU
Molecule: messenger RNA, 433 nt
Organism: Drosophila takahashii
Lineage: Eukaryota; Metazoa; Arthropoda; Insecta; Diptera; Drosophilidae
Molecular function (GO): protein binding
Source: RefSeq, a predicted model, not a curated record